Messenger RNA from Brassicogethes aeneus, 1207 nucleotides. The record is from the annotation of a GenBank genome assembly. Lineage: Eukaryota; Metazoa; Arthropoda; Insecta; Coleoptera; Nitidulidae.
GCUGGUGCGAGAUGGUCUGCGCUUUCAGCGAGAUAAAAUAAAUAAAUAAAAAAUUUCUACUGACCCAGAAUACGCGAUGGUCUUUAAAUGAUACGUUUUCUGCUGCAGAAAACCGCCUGGCGGUCCAUAUAAUCCAAGAAUUUUAACGAAAAAAUCACUUUUUUAAACUGUAAACUUCAAAAUAGUUGAAUUUGUUGAUUGUGACAAUGAUUUUGACAAGUGAAGUUAUGUAUUUUGUGUUUUUUGUUAUUUGUGCGUUGCAUAUUCAGGCGAAGCCGAGUUAUACUUUCGAUUUGCCAGCGAUAGGAAAAUUUUUGAGUUUCGGACAAAACCAAAGCCCGCGCUCCAUUUUGAAGACCUACAGCGGAAAACGGGUGAAAAAUGACUCGAUCAGAAUGGUUUAUUUCUACGACCAAACUGUGGCAGUUGUGGAGCUAGAACCAAGCAAAUUGUUGCUCAACUGUGAGCUAAUAGAAGUAUACGAACCAGAGAUGGCCCUCAAAGCUUUGGGCGACAUUCAGCACGUUUCGAAACCAGUGGGCAUUUCGUUCAAGGAAAUGUUGAAAUUGAUGAACAACUGUAAAGAAUUGGAGGAAGGGGAGUUGCAGAGGAACAGGGAGGAACAAAAACAGAGCGACAAAAACAAAAAUGACAGAAUGGAGGCGCGAGGAAUCCUGGCCAACAAUCCCUUCACGCUUUUGAGCGGUAUUAUACCAGGUACCAAAUGGUGCGGAACUGGGGACAUAGCCAAAGACUACUUUGAUCUGGGUACAGACUUCUCCACGGACGCGUGUUGUCGUGCUCACGACCUCUGCCCAGUAAAGAUACGAAGUUACUCUCAACGCUACAAUCUCACGAAUAACUCGUACUACACCAAGUCGCACUGCGUGUGCGACGACACCCUGUAUAACUGCCUGAGAGCCAGCCAAUCGCCUACGUCGAACAUCCUAGGCAACUUGUAUUUCAACUUGGUGCAAAUACCGUGCGUUGGGGAUACGAAGAAGGGGCGGGUGUUCAGAAAGGGGCGCAAUAACUUCUAAUUAGAAUAAAAUUGUGAUUUUGAUUUUUUGGCCAUCAUUCAUGGUGUUGUUAUUUAAUUUAUACGUUCAAAAACGAAAUUGUACAUAUUUUGAUUAAAUACAUUUACUAAUUAAGUUGGUAUCAUUUUUGUGACCGAAUGGAAUUUCGAUGUUAAAAAUACCACCUU